Messenger RNA from Adineta ricciae, 816 nucleotides. Lineage: Eukaryota; Metazoa; Rotifera; Eurotatoria; Adinetida; Adinetidae. The record is from the annotation of a GenBank genome assembly.
AUGAUUGGGAGUGUUGCAGCGCGUCACCGACAAAAACAAAUUCUAGCAAUGAAUUACAAUGAUAAUGAUUCAUUCAAUAGUAUGAAGAUCAAAUCUCCAGAAUUGCUUGACAACAAUCGAAUCGAUCGUAAUGCACAAGUUCGUCUAUGGAAAGAAAAACGUCAUGUUCGACGCAAACUGAUUCGUGAUCUACCUACGUCGCCAAUCCUUGAAGAUUAUCCUGGGUACACAGAUUCUUUUCUCAUUUUUGAGGAAGUCCGAAUGACUAUGACAGUGGAUUUGCGUUCUGUUGUACGCUAUCAAGUACCAAUCUUAUUGGAGAAAUUGCUGUCCUCGCCUGCUUUCAUUACAGGCAGUAUUCGCAAUCUGGUUAAAGAAAAACAAAUCGAUGUUUGCUUUGAACAAAAUCGAAAAAUUGCAAAUUUAACAAGUUCAGUGACAACGAAUUCGACAGCAACAGCCACUACAACAUCACCGCCACCACCACCACAAGCGAAUUUUCAAUUUGUGUCUCUAGAUAAGUAUGCGUCAUCUCCGUUAUCUUCUACAAAUGUAAUUGUUGGGGAUUCGGCGGUUGAUAGAAAUGAAUCGAGCAACACGAAUGUCAACUCGCAAAGCAGUUUCAGCACAGAAGUCGAGCAAUCCUCAUCAUCUUCAAAUGUUCUGGCUAAUCGAAAGCGAACACGCAAAGCAUUAACUCAAAUACCAAAAGGUAAAGAAAAUUGUUUUUCAUUUGACAACGACAAUGAUGAUGAACAUGAUCAAGAUGAAGUUAUCCAUUCUGUUGGCUCUCAAUUAUCUUCAGGUGGUCGAUAA